Molecule: messenger RNA, 1354 nt
Organism: Apus apus (common swift)
Lineage: Eukaryota; Metazoa; Chordata; Aves; Apodiformes; Apodidae
Product: histone-lysine N-methyltransferase SETMAR
Exons: 2
Coding region: 1-912 (303 amino acids)
Cellular component (GO): nucleus
Molecular function (GO): zinc ion binding; histone H3K9 methyltransferase activity; protein binding
Source: RefSeq, a predicted model, not a curated record
AUGGCGGCCGCGCCGGAGCUGAGCGGCGGGCGGGAGGCGGUGCCGGUGGCGCUGGGCGCGGCGGGGGCUGCGGGGGCUGCGGGGGCUGCGGGGGCGGCCCCGCCGGCCUUCCAGUAUAGCCCAGACAACGUGGCAGGAGCAGAUGGCAACAUUGACCCCACUGAGAUCACCUUUCCAGGAUGUUCUUGUCGCAGCAGCUCCUGCGUGGUUCAGGUGUGCUCCUGUCUUGCCCAUGGUGAGAACUACAGCAGCUUGUGCCUCAGACCUACAGGCACAGAGCAGGGGUACUCCCGGCCCGUCUUCGAGUGCAACACCCUGUGCCAGUGUCAGGACUCCUGUCAGAACAGGGUUGUGCAGAGGGGCCUGCAGUUCAGGCUGGAGGUUUUCCAGACUGAGAAGAAAGGGUGGGGUCUUCGUACUCUGGAAUUCAUACCUCAAGGAAGAUUUGUUUGUGAGUAUGCUGGUGAAGUUCUAGGCUUUCAGGAGGCACGGAGAAGAAUUCAGGCCCAGACACCAAAGGAUUCCAACUACAUCAUAGCAGUGAGGGAGCACCUGCACAGCGGUGAGAUAAUGGAGACAUUUGUUGACCCAACAUACAUUGGUAACGUGGGCAGGUUCCUGAAUCAUUCUUGUGAGCCAAAUUUAUUUAUGGUGCCAGUUCGAGUUGACUCAAUGGUGCCUAAACUGGCACUUUUUGCAGCCACUGAUAUUUCUGCUGGAGAGGAACUGUCAUUUGAUUAUUCUGGAAGAUUCCAUAAUUUACCAAUAAGUAACAGAGAACAAAACUCUUUAAAGGAAGAUAGCAGACUGAGAAAACCUUGCUACUGUGGUUCCCCCACAUGUGCUUCCUUCUUACCUUGGGACAGCUCCCUCUUUUCCUCACUGGACACUUGUUCAGGGAGCUCUCUAUAGCCUAACAACUAUCAUUUUCCCUAGUGGUUAAAUUGCUAUUAAAUAAAACUCUGAUUCCACCAAGGAAGCAUGUGGGUUCUGAGAAACAUCUAGAAGACAAGACUGUAAGAAUAACUUCAUGCAACUUCCUGGAGACAGUUUUCAAGGUGGAUGGUAUGAUAGAAGUGAGCACUGGAGCUUCAGGAUAUUCCAAAAUCCACUACCAAGCCAGACAUGGUGUUUUUUUCUGGUUUUCCUCUGCCAGGUUGCUGGAUGGUAAAGCAGUUCUCAGCCUGUACCUUUCAGAAAGAAGGAACUUGAACAUUGGUACACAGAAGGGACAUGUGCUAACAGGGAGAAGUGUCACUGAAAGUUACACAAGAGAAUGACAACAGGGAAUGUUGGUAUUUGUGAGGACAUCAGAUUUCUUAAAUCCCAUUAAAAUAAAUUAUAUUUGUUUUUA